Molecule: messenger RNA, 1608 nt
Organism: Entamoeba nuttalli P19
Lineage: Eukaryota; Evosea; Mastigamoebida; Endamoebidae
Product: F-box domain containing membrane protein, putative
Exons: 1
Coding region: 1-1608 (535 amino acids)
Molecular function (GO): protein binding
Source: RefSeq, a predicted model, not a curated record
AUGGGAGAUGACCUUGAAUUAGAGUUUAACCCUGGCGAUGUUGAAAUACCAUUGCUUGUUCACUCUGAAUUUUUUCAACCUUUAAUUCAACAGGAAGGUGGUCUUGUUCAUUUACCGUAUGACACAUUAAGAAUGAUUGCAAGUAACUUAGAUUAUGACUCAUUUGUAAAUUUUACGUCAACAUGUAAAACAUUAAAUUCACUUGAAAAAGAUGGGGAGGUUGUUCGUUUAGUUUGCGGUGUUGCUGAUACAAACACUUCUAUUGAUAGUUGUAUUGACUCAAUUAAAAAUAAAAAGGAGAAUGAAAAGAUACAGCGUGAACGGUUAUUACAACAGAAAAGGGAAAGAAAUGAAGAGUUUACGUUUGAAACUAAGUUAUGUCAAAGACGAUGUUCUUCUAAUAUUCUUUUUGAAAGUGUUGCAUUAGCUUUUAUUUUUAUUUCUAUGAUUAUUGGUCCAUUAUCUGCGGAUAGAUCAAUUGAUGUUUCAAUGAAAGUUGUUGGAUGGUUAAUGUUAAUCCCAACUAUUUUUUAUGGUAUUUUACCACAUUUCUUAUGGUGUUGGGGAUGUAUGACAGUUGUAAAAAAUGAUAUGGUAAAUGAAAAUCGGGAUGUUAAAGUGUAUGGUGGGGCUUAUGAUUAUUUUAAUCAGUUAUGGUUAUGGUCGAAUAAAGGUGGUUUUAGACAUUCAAAAUUUAGCAUUAUUGUUUAUUCAUGGGUUUUAUUUAUGUUAUGGUGUUAUGAUAUUAUAAACUUUGGGUAUGUGCUUAUACCAAUUAUAAUAUACUGUUUGUUAUAUCCAUGCAUUGGUACCAUUGAUUGUAAUCCAUAUCAAAAGGAUGAUUGUAAAUGUGCUAUUAGUGGAUGGAGAUGUUUAAUGUAUGGACCAACAACAUUUUUAUUGUUUAUUGGUUUUUUCUUAGUGAUGUUAAGAUGUUUUUCAGUUAUAGAAGGAUAUUAUACUCUUUGUGUUCUUCCUAUUAUUAUAGCUGCAAUGGUGUAUCCAGUUAUGUAUUGUUGUAAAUGUUGUUGUGAUGUUGAAGCAAGUUCCUGUGGUUGUAAUAGUAGUUUUAUUAAACAUUUCAAAAUCUAUGAUACUCUAAAAUAUGAGAGUGAGUCUGUAAUGGCAGCAGUAUUUUGUAUUGAAUGGUGGUUAGUUAUGCCAGGGAUAAUUAUAUUUGUGAUAUUGAUAUCAGUUUUAUUGGAUGGAUAUGCAGAUUGGUCAUUUUCAUUAGUAUUUUUGCCUGCAUGGUAUGUCUUUGGUUUUUAUAUUAUAGUAACCCAACUUACUGUUUUUAUUACUGAGUGUAGAUUUAAAGGGGCGUUUCAGUGUUGUCCUAAGUUAUUCCCAAAAAAUUAUAAUGUAAUGAGACAAAUGUGUUGUAUUGAAUGUACUUCUGAUGGAUGUUCCGAAUUUUUUAAUUGUUGUAGUUCAUGUUGUGAAUGGUGUUGUAGCAAUUGUUGCAAUGACUGUGAAUGUUGUGAGAGGUUUUGUGAAUGGUAUUGUGAUCAUUGUUGUUGUUUUUGUGAUGAAAUGUGCAGUUUUCUUUCAAGUUGUUGUGAUUGUUUCUGUGACUUUCUUUGUGAUAACUUGUGUUGUUGUUGUUAA